Molecule: messenger RNA, 1866 nt
Organism: Aspergillus pseudotamarii
Lineage: Eukaryota; Fungi; Ascomycota; Eurotiomycetes; Eurotiales; Aspergillaceae
Product: CCCH zinc finger protein
Exons: 2
Coding region: 1-1866 (621 amino acids)
Biological process (GO): box C/D snoRNP assembly
Cellular component (GO): nucleus
Molecular function (GO): RNA binding; metal ion binding
Source: RefSeq, a predicted model, not a curated record
AUGGGCUACGCUCCGAUGAAUUAUCCUGGCUAUGCAGGUCAGCCCAUGGCUAACCCUCAACAAAGUAUCCCGACACCGCAAUUCCCACCUUCGCGGACCGCCAAUUACCAAGUUCCCCAAAGUACGACUUCCUUCCCUUCUUCACGACCAUUUCCACAGUCUACACCAACACAUGGACCUCCAUACCAGCAUCAACCUGGCUACUCAGCUUACGGUCCAUCUACUGCUCAGCAGGCUCCGACGUAUCACUCCAUUACUCCAAGCCACCAAAAUGCCCCCCCAUCUGUGCAACCGUCAAUGAUGGGCCCGCCCAUGCAUUGGGGAUACAAUAAUACCGGCUCUGGGGGAGGGUAUACUGGUCCUCCACACGGGAAUCAGCGAGGUCCCCGCCCGUACAAUGCUUACGGCAACCAGGCCUCCAGAGGGGGUGGCACCAUGCCACAUAUGAAGCGCGACCAUGCCUCAGCAUUUGGAAAGCCACAGAACAUUACCCCACGGGUUCCUGCACCUCCUCCGGUUCCUAGCUUCGGGAAUCCUUUACCGUCCAAGCCACCUCCGCCGGCUGACGCUACGAGAAAACCGAAGAAGAAGAAACGAAAGCACAAUCAACUUGGUUUGACACCGAAGACGGAGGAACACGAGUCUAGCGAAGAAGAUGAUGAUGUAGACGAAGAAUCGAGGCUAGCACAGGGUGGUGCUGGUGCAGCAGCAGCCGUGCAGUUUACAUUCAAAGGACGCACAACCACAUUGCAGUCUCCCGCUGAAAUUGCAGCAUGGAUCGAGGAGCGUAAGAAACGGUUCCCAACUAAGGAGAAAAUCGAGGAGAAAAAGAAGGCUAUGGAGGAGGCGAAGAAAGCUAAGGAAGAAACUCAGCGGCUAAAAGAAUCGCGAAAGCAAGAGACGAAGAACUCGCAGAAAGACCAUCAGCAAGCUCCUGCAGAUCCAAUAGACGCAGCUGAGAAAGCGAAGCGGAAGGCUGAUAAGCUACGACGGAAGCUCAUGAAAGAGCAGAAAAAGGUCGAAAAGGCGGAAGCAGAUGCGGAGCGGGCUCGGAUGAGAGUCGAGGAACUGCAGCGAGGAUCGACGGACGUUAACAGAGACAUUACUUCUGCAUCCACACAAGACGCUCAAGCCCAGCCAGGCCCUGAAGAUAAAUCGAAUACUGCUCUUGGUCAGGAGACGAGAGCUUCAGAGACUGAAGGUGAGCUGCUCGCUUCAGGACAUACUCCGGGCCAUGUUUCCGAACCCAACAAUGAUGGGCCAGCAUCAGCUUCUGAAGCCAAACCGAACGGGGAGGAUGUCAUGGAUGAUGUCAAGGCCGAUGCUGCUGUGUCUUCGGAUAUUUCCGACAGUAGCGACUGGACGUCAUCUAGUGGAUCGGACCUCUCCUCUUCAGACUCGGAGGACAGCGACAGUGAUUCCGCCCCUGAGGAGACAACCUCUCGCCGUGAGGGCCCUGAACGGGUGGCUCCGCCCCCACGCGAAGCAAAGAAGAAGCUAUGCCGACACUUUGCCCGAACCGGUCGUUGUCAGCGUGGAGAUAAGUGCAAGUUCCUGCACGAGACGCUGGAUCGUGGGGCUAAGGCGAAGUCUGUAGAGAAGAAGGGGCGCAAAGGCCUUUUACAAGCACUUCUCGACCGUCAAAAAGGCGAAGAUGAUCGAAAAGUUAUGGAGGCUAUUGUAUGGCUCGGUGAAAACGGCUUUCUUGACGAAACAAAGUCCCACAAAGAGCCCCUGGAAGGUGCGAAUGAGAACUCUGCAACGGAUGAGGUAAAAUCAUCCAAAGGGCUCCCAGGAGACCUACUAUUAUCAUCAGAAGGCAUUGUGUCGGUGCAGACAAGUGAUAGUGCCCCGGCCACUGCUUAG